GAAUGAUAUCAUUUGAACAUGAUGGAGCACACCAUUUACUAAUGAUAGGAGGAGUAGGAUCUAAACCAGCUGUACAAAUAGAUCUACGUAAGUACCGGUAUUGUGAAUUACUCAAUGGAAAAUGGCGUACCAAUGAGCACUCAAUAUAUGAUAUAUCAUCAAGAAGAUGGAGUAAUCCUUCGAUCACUGGUCAGUGUAUACCACCUGUUAGUGUCUUCAUCAUUGAAAAGAUUAACAACACUAGAGCUAUUAUGUUUGGUGGACGAGAGAUUGAUUAUGAUGGUGGGGAUAGUUUCACUAACAAUAUUUAUAUAUUAGAGAUAUCAAUCAGCACUGUGUUCUGGCAGUGUAUUAAGAAACCUAUAGCAAUAGACCAAUGGCCUGUGGGUAGAUGGGAUCAUGCAAGUGCUAUUAUUAUAACUGGAUCAGACUGUCCUAUGCUAGUGAUAAGUGGUGGGGAGGAUAAGGACAGGGAUGUAUUAGAUGAUUGUUGGAUCUUUAACAUCACACAACAUUCCUGGAUAAAGUUAGAUGUACCUCAAUCUGUUAGUGAGAGAUAUGCUCAUUCUCUCUCAGUGUUCAUUAUGAGUCCUCAUUGUGUUUGGAUGAUAACUGUUGGAGGAACUGUUUAUAAUGGAUACAUCACUAAUCCUAACAUUGUUAUGUUAACUGAACUAG
Molecule: messenger RNA, 678 nt
Organism: Amphimedon queenslandica
Lineage: Eukaryota; Metazoa; Porifera; Demospongiae; Haplosclerida; Niphatidae
Exons: 4
Molecular function (GO): protein binding
Source: RefSeq, a predicted model, not a curated record